AUGGAUCCAAACACUGCACUAGAUCCCUCUUUUGACUUUGCGGCUGCUCUUGUAAAGGCAAUGGAGCAAGAAGAUGUUAUUAAGCCUUCCUACAAGCUCGAUUGGCCUUCCUCAUCAUUCAUGUCUCCCGCUCAACACGUUGCUGCCACCAAUCCAUCGGAUACUGGAAAUACCUUUUCAGAUUCAUUGUUCCCUCUUGAUCAGGCUACAACGGCACCUUCUUCAGCGGCAGCUUCACCACCACCUCCAUCAUCUACUCUUAUGGACCCUUCAUUGUCAUUGAUGCAUGCACCAGCUUCGCCACCUCCAUCUGCCACUGGCUCAGCAUCGACUUCUACAACGAAUAAUGGCCAAAACAUGGAUAAGCAACAACAACAGCAAUAUGGUGACAUGAAUACUUGGCAAUUCCCAAGUGCUAGUGAUUACACGACAACAUCCAAUAACAUGUUUCUUCCACCUUCUCCACCUGAUGAAUCGCCCAUGUCUGCAGCUGCAGCAGCUAUGGCUGCUCAACAAGCAACACAGUUCCCUCCAUGGUUCGGAAUGCAGUUUCCUGGUGCCACGCUUAAUGAGACAUCACCCUCAUCAGUGGGAGCAGCAACCUCUGCACAACCCCAUAUGAUGAAUCCUCUCAUGUGUUACAUGCCAUCUGCUUUCCAGCAACAUCAACAACACCAUCAAGCUCAUCCUACUGCUAAUAACGCGACAACAGCAGCAACAGCAGCAAAUGGUGCCACGAAUGCAUCAUCCACCAAUGCAACCCGAAACAGUCGCCGACGUUCGGCUCCAGCACGCCCAUAUCGCCGCCGCAAUUCUUCUCAUCCAUCGGUUGCGUCAGUGGUUUCGCUUUCUGCUCAUGAGCCUGUGGCACAUACAAUCAAUGGUGUUGAGCACAUCACCUUUUUAUAUUCACACGAUCGCCUUGUUAAGGAAUACACCGUACGUACCGAUGUCGAUAAUUGUCCAUUGGAUGACAUUCCUGGUGAUUUUCGCAUGAUGAAUGCUAUUUAUCCACGAGCCAAUGUUGACAAAGAAGACUAUGAUGGCAAUCGUUGGGAGUACGAGACAAGCUGUAAUCAACUUGGCUGGAAACUAUGUUGGCUCAACCAAGACCAAUUGUGUGGCCGUCGUGGAUUAAUUCAACGGGCUGUCGACUCGUAUCGUAAUCGUCAUGCACACAUGCGAUCUCGUCGCGUCACACGACAAGAAAAAGUGGCCAAUGGUACAUUACGCCGACGACGGGCCAAAAAGUGCUAA
Molecule: messenger RNA, 1257 nt
Organism: Lichtheimia ornata
Lineage: Eukaryota; Fungi; Mucoromycota; Mucoromycetes; Mucorales; Lichtheimiaceae
Exons: 2
Coding region: 1-1257 (418 amino acids)
Source: RefSeq, a predicted model, not a curated record